Aquila chrysaetos chrysaetos is the source of this 7428-nucleotide messenger RNA. Its product is annotated as protein patched homolog 1-like. Lineage: Eukaryota; Metazoa; Chordata; Aves; Accipitriformes; Accipitridae. The coding region runs from base 488 to 4825 and encodes 1445 amino acids. Gene Ontology annotation, molecular function: hedgehog receptor activity; hedgehog family protein binding; smoothened binding. The transcript has 26 exons. Gene Ontology annotation, biological process: smoothened signaling pathway. Gene Ontology annotation, cellular component: plasma membrane. The record is from RefSeq and is a predicted model, not a curated record.
CAGCGCAGCAGCUGCCGCAGCCCGUCGUGCCGCUGCUGUGCCGCCGCCACUGAGCGCCGCCGCGGACAGCGGCUUCCCGGAGGCAGCGGCGGCAGGAGGAAGCGUUUUCAACGGGAGCGGAGGAAAGCGCGGCGGCAACCGGGACGGGGGGGGGGCAGGAGUCGCGCCUGCCCACCCACCCUCCCUGGGUGUGGGGAGCAGCCGCCAGCACCUCGGGGACCGCACGCGAUGUGGCAAUGGGAGGCGCGGGGUGCGACUCGGCAGGAGCGGCCGCGGCGGCAGCCACCGCCCAACGCUCCGCGUGAAGCGGCCACGCAGCGGCGGCAGCAGCAGCAGCAGCAGCAGCAGCCCGCGGUCUGCAGCGCCGCCGGCCCCCCGCGGGCCCUUCCGCGCUCCGCGGGCCACUACCGGGCUUCGGGCCCCGCAGCAGCGGCGGCAGCAGUAGAACCAAAGGCAACUCCCUCACCCCGCCGGCAGCGGCGGCAACAUGGCCUCAGCCGUUAACGAGUUGGAGCCGGAGGCGAGCAGCGGUGCGGGGGGCGGUGGCGGCCACCCCGCCCGGGCGGCGAGGAGCGAUAGCGGGAGGCGGCGAAGGACCGGAGGGAACAAGCGCGCCGCGGCGCCCGACCGGGAGUAUCUGCAGCGACCAAGCUAUUACGAUGCGGCUUUCGCCUUGGAGCAGAUCUCAAAGGGGAAAGCUACUGGAAGAAAAGCACCACUGUGGCUGAGAGCAAAGUUUCAGAGACUGUUAUUUAAACUGGGCUGUUACAUUCAAAAAAACUGUGGAAAGUUUUUGGUUGUUGGCCUUCUCAUAUUUGUGGCUUUUGCUGUAGGAUUAAGGGCAGCAAAUCUUGAAACCAACGUGGAGGAGCUGUGGGUGGAAGUUGGUGGACGAGUGAGUCGGGAAUUAAAUUACACACGGCAGAAGAUUGGAGAAGAGGCUAUGUUUAACCCCCAGCUCAUGAUUCAGACUCCACAGGAAGAUGGUGCUAAUGUACUAACAAUAGAAGCAUUCAGACAGCACCUUGACUCUGCACUUCAGGCCAGCAGAGUAGAUGUUUAUAUGUACAACAGACAAUGGAAAUUGGAACACUUAUGUUAUAAAUCAGGAGAACUCAUCACAGAAGCAGGUUACAUGGACCAGAUCAUAGAAUAUCUUUAUCCUUGUUUAAUUAUCACUCCUUUGGACUGCUUCUGGGAGGGAGCAAAGCUACAGUCAGGAACUGCCUAUCUAUUAGGGAAACCUCCUUUGCAGUGGAUCAACUUUGACCCCUUAGAAUUCUUAGAAGAGUUAAAGAAAAUAAACUACCAAGUGGAGAGCUGGGAAGAAAUGCUGAAUAAAGCAGAGGUUGGUCAUGGUUAUAUGGAUCGACCUUGUCUGAAUCCUGCUGAUCCUGAUUGCCCAAUCACAGCUCCCAACAAAAAUUCCACCGAACCUCUUGAUGUGGCUCUUGUUUUGAGCGGUGGAUGCUAUGGACUGUCAAGAAAAUACAUGCAUUGGCAGGAGGAAUUGAUUAUAGGUGGUACAGUCAAGAAUAGUUCUGGUAAACUUGUCAGUGCCCAGGCUUUGCAAACCAUGUUUCAGUUAAUGACUCCUAAGCAAAUGUAUGAGCACUUCAAGGGGUAUGAAUAUGUUUCACAUAUCAACUGGAGUGAGGAUAAGGCAGCAGCAAUUCUGGAAGCCUGGCAGCGGAUGUAUGUUAAGGUUGUUCAUCAAAGCGUUGCACAAAACUCUACUCAGAAGGUGCUUUCCUUUACUACAACUACCCUGGAUGACAUUCUAAAGUCAUUUUCUGAUGUCAGUGUUAUCAGAGUAGCUAGUGGCUACUUACUAAUGCUUACCUAUGCCUGUUUAACAAUGCUGCGGUGGGACUGUGCCAAGUCUCAGGGUGCUGUGGGGCUGGCAGGAGUCGUCUUGGUUGCUCUCUCAGUGGCUGCAGGAUUGGGUCUGUGCUCAUUGAUUGGAAUUUCCUUUAAUGCUGCCACAACUCAGGUUUUGCCUUUUCUUGCUCUUGGAGUUGGUGUAGAUGAUAUAUUCCUUCUGGUACAUGCAUUUAGUGAAACAGGGCAGAAUAAGAGAAUUCCAUUUGAGGACAGAACAGGUGAAUGUUUGAAGCGAACAGGAGCAAGCAUAGCCCUUACAUCUAUCAGCAAUGUUACUGCUUUCUUUAUGGCUGCCUUAAUCCCUAUUCCUGCUUUACGAGCAUUUUCACUCCAAGCAGCAGUUGUGGUGGUAUUCAACUUUGCUAUGGUUUUGCUGAUUUUUCCUGCUAUCCUGAGCAUGGACCUUUAUCGUCGGGAAGACAGGAGACUGGAUAUAUUCUGCUGUUUUACAAGUCCGUGUGCCACUAGAGUGAUUCAGAUUGAUCCUCGAGCAUAUGUGGAAAACAGUGAUAAUACUUGCUACAGUCUUCCACCCUCAUACAGCAGUCACAGUUUUGCGCAUGAAACUCAGAUUACAAUGCAGUCUACAGUGCAGUUGCGCACAGAAUAUGAUCCUCAUGCACAGGUGUACUACACCACAGCAGAGCCUUGCUCAGCAAUAUCUGUGCAGCCAGUAACAGUGACGCAAGAUAAUCAUCUCAGCUGCCAGAGCCCAGAAAGCACAAGCUCGGCAAGAGAUUUGCUUUCCCAAUUCUCAGACUCCAGUAUGCAUUGCUUUGAGCCACCCUGUACUAAAUGGACACUCUCUUCUUUUUCAGAAAAGCAUUAUGCUCCAUUCCUGCUAAAACCAAAAGCUAAGAUUGUGGUUAUUUUUCUUUUUCUGGGUUUACUUGGGCUCAGCCUUUAUGGAACUACCCGUGCUAGAGAUGGACUGAAUCUCACAGACAUUGUACCACGAGAAACCCAGGAAUAUGACUUUAUUGCAGCACAGUUCAAGUAUUUCUCUUUUUACAACAUGUAUAUAGUGACACAGAAAGCAGACUAUCCCAAUGUCCAGCACUUACUUUAUGAACUUCACAAAAGUUUCAGUAAUGUGACAUACGUUUUGUUGGAAGAGGAUAAGCAGCUUCCCAAAAUGUGGUUGCACUACUUUCGAGACUGGCUGCAAGGACUUCAGCAUGCUUUUGACAGUGACUGGGAAGCUGGGAAAAUCACUUACAACAAUUAUGAAAAUGGAUCCGACGAUGCUGUUCUGGCUUACAAACUCUUGGUGCAAACAGGCAACCGAGCAAAGCCCAUUGACAUCAGCCAGUUGACUAAACAGCGUUUGGUGGAUGCAGAUGGAAUCAUUAACCCAAAUGCUUUCUACGUCUACCUGACAGCCUGGGUUAGCAAUGACCCUGUGGCCUACGCUGCCUCACAAGCCAACAUCCGGCCUCACCGCCCAGAAUGGGUCCAUGACAAAGCAGACUAUAUGCCAGAAACAAGGCUGAGAAUUCCAGCAGCUGAGCCCAUAGAAUAUGCUCAGUUUCCUUUCUACCUCAAUGGAUUGCGUGAAACUUCUGACUUUGUGGAAGCUAUCAAGAAAGUGAGAGCUAUCUGUAAUAACUAUGCUGGCCUGGGGGUCGCCAGCUACCCAAAUGGUUACCCAUUUCUAUUUUGGGAGCAGUAUAUUGGGCUUCGUCACUGGCUCCUCUUAUCCAUUAGUGUGGUUUUGGCUUGCACGUUUCUGGUGUGUGCCCUCUUCCUCCUGAACCCUUGGACGUCUGGCAUCAUUGUGGUGGUGCUGGCUCUGAUGACUGUGGAGCUGUUUGGCAUAAUGGGUCUAAUUGGAAUAAAGCUGAGUGCAGUGCCUGUGGUUAUCCUGGUUGCUUCUGUUGGCAUUGGUGUGGAAUUCACUGUUCAUAUUGCUUUGGCAUUUUUAACUGCUGUAGGAGACAAGAACCAUAGGGCUGUCCUUGCAUUGGAACAUAUGUUUGCACCAGUGUUGGAUGGAGCUGUGUCCACUCUGUUUGGAGUGUUAAUGCUCGCAGGAUCGGAGUUUGAUUUUAUUGUCAGGUAUUUUUUUGCUGUUUUGGCAAUCUUAACCAUUUUGGGAGUUCUCAAUGGAUUGGUGCUGCUUCCUGUUCUUCUUUCACUCUUUGGACCAUACCCUGAGGUUUCUCCAGCCAGUGGACGAAACAGAUUACCUACUCCAUCUUCUGAGCCACCCCUUAGCAUCGUGAGGUUUGCACUGCCACCCGGGCACACAAAUAAUGGGUCAGAUUCCUCUGAUUCUAAGUACAGCUCUCAAACUUCAGUGUCAGGCAUCAGUGAAGAGCUCCAUCAGUAUGAGGCUACUCAAGGCUCUGGGGCACCAGUCCAUCAAGUAAUAGUGGAAGCCACUGAAAAUCCUGUCUUUGCAAGAUCCACUGUGGUUCAGCCAGAGACAAGGUAUCAGUCGAAUCCCAGAUUGCAAUCAAAUCCAGAGGCUGGCACUCAGCAGGCAUGGCAUCAGGGCAGACAACCAAAAUGGGAAACAACAGAAGGGCUGUGGCCACGUCCUUACUGUCCUUGCAGGGACACUUUUGAAAUUUCUGCUGAAUGGCAUUCAGGACCUAGCAAUAGGGGUUGCUUGGGCCACAAGGCUCAUUCUCAUAACAUGAGAAGCCCAGUGUUUGGUGCCAUGAGUGCCUCAGGACCAGCCUACUGCCAGCCUAUCACUACUGUGACUGCCUCAGCUUCAGUGACUGUUGCUGUCCACUCUGUCGUGCACAACCACAACUCUUGGGGAGGGAGCUUUCUGUCCUACAAGGGAUACUAUGAAGCUGAUCAUGGGCCAUUUGAGGACCCCCACAUGCCUUUUGAUGUGUGGUAUGAAAGAAGAAAUUCUAAAGUAGAAGUUAUAAAACUGCAAUAUGUUGAAUGUGAAGAAAGGAUACCUGGCAGCAACUCAGAAUAAGGUAGAUCUGUCUCCUGUAGCCAGUAGAUUUGCCUGUCUUGGAAGAUAAGAAUUCUCUGAAGUACCUUUCCUUCAGGAAGCAUCACGCUCGCAGGCUCUGAUCCUGCUGGGGGUCUUCAACCACCCUGACAUCCACUGGAAAAGUGGCACAGCAAGCUGCAAGCAGUCUAGGAGACUCUUGGAGUGCAUUGAGGAUAACUUCCUAAUCCAGGUGAUAGAAAGCCCAACCAGAGGAGAUGCAUUACUGGGCCUGUUGCUCACCAACGCAGAGGAACUUAUUGGAGAGGUCAAGAUUGGGUAAUAACUGAAGCAACGAAGAGGCCAAAGAUGGAAAACUCUAUUUCCAGAACUGCUUGAAGAGCUGCUCAAAGUUGUGGAAAAGGACAUGCUGCAUCAGGACAACAAUUCACUGUUACUGUGCUGGAUAUUGGGAGGUGCUGGUGGUUAUAGAAAUUCGGUGAGCAUAUGCCUUAUUUUGAUAUUGAUACUGUUAACUAUGAGUGGCAUUAGAAGCUAAAUAAUCUAGUUUUUUGUUGGUAAGCCACAGCUCAGCUGUGUCCUUAUAGCAUUCAAAGCAGUAUCCUGUGUCACCUUAUUUUAAUGGCAGGAAAGAAGUUAAUAGUAAGUGAGAAAAAUCAAAUGGAAGGAUGAAAAAAAAAAUCUUAUAUUUUUAUUUAUUAAAUAUCAAUGACUUUCUGUUGGAUCCAGGACUCUAAUGAAUGACACUUAAGACCUGGUAUGUUUUUUUCUCUGUUGUUUUGAUUGUUUUUUCCCACACUGCAUUGGCACUUUUAAUUAAAACAGCUAAACUGGGAUCUCUUUGUGAAACUAAUUUAGCUUUUUUUGUUAUUUUUAAACUAAAGACGGAUUGCUACAGGUGAAGGACCUGGAAAAAUGUUACUAUCUCUGUGUCCUGGUUGAAACCAAACCCUAAAAAUGGAGUACCUUAAUUUAAAAUGCUAGAACAAAAUUUGUCAUUCUCUUCACCUUUCUCCAUCUUUUUUUCUGCACUUCUCCAAGCUGUUUUGUAGAGCAGGUAGAUGAUCAAAUAUGUAUUCAGAGCCAAACACACACAACCAACAUUCGAUUUUUAAACACAGUGAUGAUGGGGCUUUUCUUUAAAUACAAUACCUAAACAGGAGAUGCAUAUUCUUUGAUGGGAAGGUGUAUUUCUCCAGUGGCUUCAGGGAGUCUAUCUUAGCACACAGACCUUCCCAGCACAGUGAAUGGGGAUAACUAGAAUGCACAAAUUUUCACGCCUUUUUCGCUUACUUGAAAACACUUUGAGGCACUUGUUUACAGAUCCUCAACGUGAACACUUGAGACAGUGAGAGCCUGACAUUGUUCCUGUGAUACAUAAGCUACUGUUUCGAUGCACACUAGGGGAUAAUGUUGUAAUUGCCUACUGGUCCAGUUCACUGUCUAACAUGAAAACUCUUAAUGACAAAAAGAUGAGGGGCCCCAAUUUAGUACUAGCAGCAUAGUGACCUCAGGUCAUAAAAACCCUGCAACAAAACUGUGUGAUACUAAUUGGAAGCUACCUUCGACUGCCAAGUGUGUGUGCUCCUGUGUCAGAGGUUGGCAGAGCUCCCACUCACACCGCUGGUGCAGCCCACAGGCAUGUGCUCCAUUUCUCCAUCCUCUUCCUCUGAGGUGAUAACAGGACAGAAGGGGUCAAGGAAGAGCUGUGAUGUCUCCUAUCUGCCCCUGCUCAAUUCCUUGUUCUGUAUAUGUGCAGGUGCCCUGUCUAUUGCUUCACACUUCGAUAGUCACAUUGGCAAAGGGAGAACUCCAUGGCUGGCAACAUUUAUUUUGGUUUGGUUUGGGUUUUUUUAAAACCUUUUUUAAUUGUGGGUGAAAUUUAUAUUUUUGUAUCAUAAGAGUGUUUUCUUACAGUAUUUGUCAUGCCAGUUUAUACCAAACAAAAUGCAGGGAUUUUAUUUCUAUUGGAAACACUAUUACAGCUAUGUUUUUCCUUUUUAAUGUAUUUUUAUUUGUAUAGAGUGCUUACUAAUGUUAAAUAGGAAAGAGUAUAUAGCACAUUAAAGAAUCAUCAUAGCUCUUAGCAUAAGGAGUUAAAAGGAAAAAAUAUUCAAACUGGUUCUCAUCACCUGUCUAUUGUGGUAGCAGUGGGUUUGUGUCAUUUCAUGUCAUUAUGCCAUAAAAUUUAUUUAUGUGAAAAUUUAUUUUUUUAGUCAUUAAGUCUUUUGACAGAAGUAUAUUUUUAAAGAGUUUAUAUGCAAUGAUGAUAGCAUUAUGUUUUAGACCACUGCUGAAAUGUGAUUAUGGUGCAUACUUUUCCUUGAAAACCCCAUGGCAGAAAAGAACGUGUUAAACAGCAUUAAGAGAGAAAGAGAGUGUGAAUAUUCAUACAGUUCUGGACUGUGUUUUAGUUACUAUUUGUGAUCUAGUGUGGUUCUCAUUUUAAACCUUGAAAGGAAAUUGUACAAACUCUCUAAAUAUUAAUGUUCAAACAGUGAUAGAAGUUCUAACAUGAAUAAAAAUGCUAUAACUUAUUGGUUAUGGAUUUUGUUGUUUAUAGAAUGCUUUUUUAAUGUACUGGUCAACUAUGCAGUUACAAUCAUGCAAUUAUACUGAUUGCU